This is a messenger RNA of Durusdinium trenchii, 2649 nucleotides long. Lineage: Eukaryota; Dinophyceae; Suessiales; Symbiodiniaceae. The record is from the annotation of a GenBank genome assembly.
GCUGAACCAUGCUCCGUGGUUUUGCGGAAUCUUGUGGAGCUGAUUCUUUUCCUGGUUCCCGGGUCCAUCCCUGACAUUGGGGGAAAGAGAUGUGUUCGGUUUAAUUGUUGGCUCCCGGUCCCUGAAGAGCAAAUCCAGUACGACCCAUGUUCAAAUCCAUGUAUCUAGUUCUGGUCCCAACUGGUCAUCUAGCAAAGGACACCCUCUUCCAGCCUUUGACCUCGAAAAAACGCUUCAUAAAGGGAGGCAAAAAGGUCUGGAUUGUUGCGUCUUGUGGAAGAUGGAGGUGGAUCCCAGAAGUUUACAGAGCGGCCUUGCACUGUUCUUCCCAGAGCAAGUUGAUCAAUCACUUUGAAGCACAGCCGAGAAACAUCCAGUCAUAUCGAGUCGUAAGGCAUGAUUGCAGUGCCAUGAUUGCGGUUUCUCCCCGACGGCUCAAAGCAUUUGCUGUGCCAGCCCAAAUCACCAGUGAUCAACUCGACUUAGUCGUCAGUUCCUUUGAGCACCAUGGGCAGCCCAGACGCCAACGAGACCAACGAGGGCAACGAGAACGAGAUGGAGGCCGUCGGAGAGGUGCCCGCUGAGCCAUCAGCACCGGCGGAGCCCAGCGCAGGUGACCGAGUGCGCCUUCCGGUGCAGCUGAGCCGCUUGCCGGCCGAUCGCCUGGCGAAAGUUCACCAGGCCUUGCUGGAACUUCAAGAGGCAGGCCUCAGCGAAGUGCCAGACCUCUCCAGCCUCUCCAAGGUCGUGAAGAAGAAGGCUGGCGGUAGCAACGCCCAGCUUCCCGAGGAGGACUUCACGUCCUCAUACAUGGCCAUGACCUUGUGGUCCUGGACUCCCAAACGUUGGUUUGACAACAUCAGCGACACCUCCGGGAAGGCUGCUGGCGGUGCCAGUGAGGAUGCUGGCAAUGGGGCGGAAGAUGCUGUACCAGUUUUGGACGAGGGCAAGCUCCAGGCGAGCUUUGACAAGAGGAUUACCCAGUUUGAACGCUGGAACGAUCAGAAGCGCGAGCAGGGACGCUUCAGCGAGGUGGUGGAUGUUGACAAGUUCAGAGAGUGGUUCGAACAGAUGAAGAAGAACGAUGCCGAGCUGCGCAGCUUCUUGACGAUGGACACCUCGGUGAAGCAGGCGGGCGACGGCUGCAGCGUGCUCUUCGACAAGCUGCCUUCUGCGGGAGGGCCGAAAGUCUUGCCCAAGGUGAAGGUCGGUGGCAGCACCAGCAGCGGUGCUCCCAUGGAUGGCCCCACGAAGGCGAAUCCCAUGCCAUCUGUGGUGUCCAUCAAUUUGGGCGCCGAGAGCUGUGCGGCCGCGAAGACGAUUUGGCAGCGCUACUUGAGCGAGCACCAGCUGGACGCUUCCGCACGACCCAAGGAUGGCCAAUUCUACGGCUGCAGCAACACGCUCUUUGCCUCCAGCACUACCGGAAGGUACAUCCCCAGGUCCAUCCUGGCCAGCUACGACUCAGCAACCAUGGACGCUCUCGGCGAGGCUGGGCUCUUCAAUCCAGCGACUAUUCUCACUGGCAACAAACCGGGCCCGUCCCAUCAGAGUGGCGAAUCGGAUGGUGCUUUCAUGGACGAGAUCAUGGACUGCGUACGACGUCAGCUGGAAGAGGCAGACUAUGUGGAAGGCUUCAUGUUCUUGCACAAUGCCGCCGAGGACGCAUGCACCAACGGCGUGACUUCAAGUUUGUUGCAAAAGCUUUGCGUGGAGUACGGGAAAAAGAGCAAGUUCACCUUCACGGGCAUGGCCGAUCAAGGAGGUGACGCGUCCCAACAUGCCAUGUCUGGGCUGAUGAUGUCCACGCUCUCCGAGUAUUCCGACCUCACCACUUUCUACGACAGGAGCUCCUUGAAGAAGGUGGCGGCGUCCAAGGUCAACGGCCUGGGCAUCUCUUCCCCAGAUGAUUUGACCUUAAACGGCCUGCUGGCGCGGCUCCUGAGCGGCGUCACCGGACCCAUGAGGUUUGGCAAGGCCAUGAACUGCAACCAAGGCUUCCGCGCCGCCUCGAUCCUGACGCUUCAGACGAACUUGUGCUGUUACCCGCGCAUCAAGUACCUGGUUCCUUCCAUUGGUGGCCUCGUAGCCAAGGGCAUGGAGGACUUUGCCGUGGGCAAGGCGAACCAAGAAGUGGGCGCCGAUGCCUGUGGCCAUGCGCUGAAACGGGGCCUCCUUUGCGGCAUCAAUCCCAGCGAGGGCAAGAUCAUUGCCUACAGCAUGAUGUGCCGUGGUGUGGAGCUUGGAAGUGCCAUCUCCAAGGUGGCUGAUCUCAAGACGGACCGGAACUAUCAGUUUGUGGACUGGAGCCCCACCGGCUUCUCGAUCUUUUGCUACAAGGACCCCAAGGUCACAGCACCUGAGGUGGCAGUGCUGGAGAACACCUGUGCCGUGAAGCAGCUGCUCUCGACCGUCUUCAACUCCUUGGCUGAGAACGGCGUCCCAGACGAAGAGUCAGGCCGAAUUUCUGAGGUCACGGAGGACAUGGCAGCGCUCUGCAAAGACUAUGAAGAGGUGGCUGCGGAAACUUGUGACGGAGAGGAUGAUUAUGAAGGAGAAGAAGAGGAGUACUGAUCACAUGACGUGAAUGGGCGGUUUUUUCCAGCGUUUUAAAGAUCUCCCUCGCCGUCACCGAGCAGAAACACCUCA